Messenger RNA from Punctularia strigosozonata HHB-11173 SS5, 1044 nucleotides. RefSeq lists its product as uncharacterized. Lineage: Eukaryota; Fungi; Basidiomycota; Agaricomycetes; Corticiales; Punctulariaceae. The transcript is spliced from 10 exons. The annotation marks the transcript as partial. The record is from RefSeq and is a predicted model, not a curated record.
ACUCCCAAGGCUUCGGUGACCUGCACCUGUAAACGCGAUGCUCGGAACCUCGUCGUGUGCAUCGACGGGACCGCCAAUCAAUUCAGUGACAAGAACACCAACGUUGUCGAGCUUUACAGUCGCUUGAUCAAAAACGAUACCCAGCUAACGUACUACAACAGCGGGAUUGGAACAUAUGCGAGGGAAAACAGGUUGUCCUUACAGUAUUGGAUGCAGGCUUUGGAUCAUACCAUCGACAUGGCAAUCGCAUGGAACUUCAAGAAGAUCGUCCUCGAUGCCUACCAAUGGCUGUCGGAGAAUUAUAGACCUGGGGAUCGGAUCUUCCUUUUCGGCUUUUCGCGAGGCGCGUAUCAAGUGCGCGUCAUUGCAGCAAUGAUAGAAAGGGUCGGUCUGCUCCAUAAGGGAAAUAACGGGCAGAUAAAAUUCGCAUACGCACUCUAUAUGGCUGCAUUGGCGAGCCAGGAGAAAGCAACUGACCCGUUGGAGUUGAGCAAGCGCUUCAAAAGCACGCUUUCCCAGAAAGAUGUCAAGGUCCAUUUCGUUGGAGCAUGGGAUACCGUUUCGUCAAUCGGGGUCGCCCGGGCGCCGAGCCUUCCGGAGACGACGACGGGGAUGAAGCACGUAUGCGUAUUCCGGCACGCACUCGCCCUUGACGAGGUCCGGGUCAAGUUCUUGCCCGAGUACGCGAACGCGGGUGUUGGUCCGACUCCGAAUAGCCAUACCGAGAACGUUAAAGAAGUCUGGUUCUCCGGCUCUCAUUCCGACAUCGAUCUUAAUCUCGAUCUUGACAAGUUUGGCCCGGCCUUGCGCUGGAUGUCUUACGAAGCGCUCAGGGAAGGACUUCUGAUGAUAGACUUUCAAGGCAAUUGGCAGCAGCUUAAGCCUACCAGUUCUAUGAGAUGGUAUUGGAAAAUCCUCGAGAGUCUUCCCUUCAAGCGACUAUCCUACGACCCGCACAAAGAUAAAGAGCAUGCACUAUACACCCCCCACCUGUCGUCUCCCCGCCAGAUCAUGCAUGGCCAACGGAUCCACGAAUCGGUUCUC